UACCACUAAUUAAACCUCAAUACUUAACUUAAAUUCACACUAUAGUCUUGGUUUGUCUGGUGCAAUAAUUUUUUGCAAUAUUCAACUCUUCAUUCAUAUUUUUAUUAACAAUUUUCCCUACCGUUAGGUACAUAGAUACGCCGCCAUAAAAAAAAUCGAUACCUACUACAAUGAUCUACGAAGAUUUAAAAUUUAAAGUAAGUGUCUAUGUAUAAAACAAAUAUUAAAACUGAAUAAUUGGUACCGCUAUGAUAUAUGUAAAAAAUAUCGAUAGAUGUUAACAUUUUUCAUUUUUAUAUAUUUACAGUUCGAUAGAGACGGUUUUGUGAUAAUAGACAACUUUUUGAGUGAAAAGCAAGUAAAUGAUCUCAAGGAAGCGGGAGAAAAACUCACACAGAACGUACCGGCGGACGCUAGGAAGAAUGUAUUCAUUUCAAGUCAAAAACAGGUAAAAUGUAACAAUCAUAACAUAUUAUGCUUAUAAUUCAAUAAUUAUUAGCGUAUACCGUUUAAAACAUACACCUAUUAACAUUUAACCCAACUAGAUUCAGGAAUAUUUUUAUUUUAUCACUAAAAGUUUUUGGUAUUUUUAAAAUUGACAUUUAUAAAGUAAACACUAAAUUCAAAAUGAUGCAAAGUUUUUGAUUGAAACAAGUAGGUAUAUUAAGUUUAAAAAUCUAAAGUACGCAAUUCUAACCCAUUCAUGCCCAAGGUUAAGUGUUUUUUAAUUUCCUGUUUUCUGUUAUAUUCCUAAUAAUUUUGCUCUUGGGAAAUUAAUAACAUUUAAUACUGUUUUUAUUGGUUGUCCAACAGAUAGGACACUGAGCAUUAAUAGGCUAAACUUGAAAAAUAGUACUGAGGGUUUAGAUGGUAGGACUGUAAAAAACAGGGACCGUUAAUACGAACUAUGGCCCUAUGAGGAUCAAAUAAUUAGGAAAAUAAUAUUGAACUAUUCUAAAAUAUUUGCGUUUUUUCGUAAAUUAGGUAUAUGAUUACACGUCGUGCUUUUUCCCUGUUACCUACCCGACGUGGUUUUGCACAACAACGGGGUUCAUUUUCGAUUAAAAGUCUGACAUGAAUUGACAAUCGAAGCGAAUCGCACGUUAGACCAGGAACUAGGUAUUCGUUGUUAUCAUUCCAUGUAAAUAACAUUUCCGAAUAAUAAUUUCUUAGUUAAAAUUAAUUUAUUCCUAAUUUUCAUGUUUUUGUUUUGAGCGACCUCGUUUAAAAUGUUGGUGUAACUGUAGUGUAUACGAACGGUCGUCUAAUUAUCAUCUUCUGGUAUGAAAUUUCCACGUGUUUCUUCUAUUAUUACGAAAAGUGCUACGAUCCAGCCUACACGUCAACUUGUAAAUAAUACACGUAAUAUGCGAGAGCAUGGUUUUCAAUAAGGGGGAGGGAAAAUUAACACACAUUUUUUUUAAUGCUUUUAUUUAUAUUGUAGUUUAGAAAUUAUGAAGCAAACAAGAUUAGUCUAAAAAUAAAUGAAAAGAAAAGAAAAGUUAUGGAAACGUUAGCGGUUAGAGGUGGGGAGGACCUUACAGUGGAUAACUAUGUGUUCGAGAAUGACCAGAGCUUCAAGUGUUUAGAAGUAACAAUAACUGGGAAUAAUGACUGGAGUGCUGAAAUAACCAGUUCCUUACUAAAAACGGAAAGGGCUUUUUUUUCACUAAUAAAAUAAAUACUUCAAAUCAAAACUAUUUUCUUGAGGAACAAAAGUACUCUUAUAGUGUUAUAUAAGAGUACUGUUAUAAGUUAUAUGUGAGUAUUGUGAGAUCAAUAUUAACAUAUGGUUGUGAAGUAUGGGCAGUAUGGCCGAUGACAGUGCAAAUUAUACAAAAGCUAAGAAGCUUUGAGAAUAAAGUACCGUUUCAAUACUGUAAUAAAUACGAAUCCAAGUCAUAAUAUCGCUGUAAAAAUGUCGUGAACACAAAAAUAUCGUGAAGUCAAAAAUAUGAAAAAUACAAUAUUAAUAUAUUAUAAUAUAUCUAUUUAAAGUAAAAUUGUAUUCUAAUUAUUGUAUAAUGUACAAAGUACACAGUCAUACACAAUAAAUAAAAGUAGGUAAUGAAAAAUAAUAAUAAUUAAAAAUAUUCUAAUAAACAAAAUAAUAAAUUAUAUUUUUAUAUUAAUAGAUAUUGAAAGUUAUACGAAAUCCCACGCAGGUAAUCAUUAAUUGAUCGAUUUUCAUAAUCAUCAUCACUUUAAGUCGAAUUGCAGAAUCUUUGUAUUUUUUCUUUGUCGAAGAUUUAAUGCCCAGCAAUAUACUAUUCAACUUUUAGACGGUUUAAGCUUUCUUCCUUUUCAGUGAAUCGAUAAAAAAUCGACUAAAAAUAACUAUUUGAAAAUUGUAUAUUAUGUUUAUUAACUAUAUACCAGUCUAUACAUGUCAGUGCUCCUAAUACUGCAAUAUCGAACCAUUACUUGAAAUUACUUUUGUUCUAUUCAAUAUUUUUAAUAUAUUUAUAUAUUUAAAUAAUUAAUAUACCGCUGCGCUAGAGUUUAUAUAUGAACAAAAAAUUUAAUAUUUUACUAUAAUUUUUUUUACAAAUUUCAAAAUAGUCAUUUUGUAAAAUAGGUUUUCUAAAAAAAUGUUGGUGGUUGAAACUUUUGUUAAAGUAUAGUUUUUUAUUUUCUACGAUUUUUUAAAGUUUUUGCAAAUGUGAAUAUUACCUAUUGUGGUUAUUCAGUUAAAAUAUUGAACCAGUUAUUAGUCUGGCACAUGACAAGGAUUUUCUUUUCUAUCAGUUAAUAUCAUGCAAUAAAAUUAUCAUAUUAUAGGUAUUAGGUGGUAUCAACCAAUCAUUAAUGGUCAUUUAUGUUGAUAAACAAUAUUAUUAUGAUUGAAAAGAAAAUUAUUCAAAUUUUCAAAAAUCAUUAGAUUUACAUACGUUAUUGUAUACAAAAGUAACAUUAAUUUGUCUAGUUUGUACAAUAGAAAGUCGUUUUUAGAUUUCCCUUGUUAUUUCCUUAAUUAUUUGAAGAAAUCAAGAAAUACUCAUGGUAAAAUGAGAAAGUAUACGGUAAAACCAAUUUCAAUAGUUUCAAUUUUGUUUUUGUUGUAAUUCGAUUGAAAAUAAUCGUAGGAAUACACAAUUUUCAAUGAAUAUUGUUAUGACUUUUUAGCUGUGGUGACAUUUUCAAAAUAUUCUAACGAUUUUUAGUGACAUUAAGUUCAGGUUUUUAGUUUUUUAUUUAUUUGUUUAUAUAUUAACCUGUCAGCGUUUUUUAAAAUUGUAAUUAUUUGAGUUAUAUUUAAUGUAGUUUUUAUAUAGUUAACUAUUAAUGAAAUAAUUGUAAAAAAAUUAUAAUUUCAACAUUUGUCUGGGAUCUCAUUUGUUGAAGGGCCAUGGGGGCCUAGGCUAUAGCCCUCUUGGCCCUCCUCUUAAUCCGGCUCUGGCUAUACUCUAACUACGCCUAUAUGUGCGAAAAACUAGGUUGAGAAAAAAUAACUGUUACACUAAUGAACUUUGUAUUGUUUAUGUACCUGUGACCCCUCCGCCCCAUUUUUUCUAAAUUACGUCUACUUAUGUCUUAUAUUGAUAAUUGUGUAAAUAACAUAUAGGUUUUUAACUCUUACUUUUUGGAAAGCGCCGAGAAAAUUGGCUAUUUUUUUGAAAAAAACGUACUGGACGAUAACGGACAACUGUUGGUGGACUCAUCAUUAGCCCUAAACAAGGUCGGACACGCUCUGCACAGGUUGCAUCCCGUAUUCGAGGAAUGCACUUAUACCGAAAAAGUGAUUAGCGUGUGCCGAGCGUUGGGCCUGAUAAAUCCGGUAGUCUCGCAAAGCAUGUAUAUCUACAAAAACCCAGGAGUUGGCGGUGAAGGUCAGCGACUAGUUUUAUAGUCAAGUCACCAACUUUACUUCUAGUUACGUUGUAAUGUAUUUUUAUUGUUUUAAUAAUAAACUUAUUCUAACACACAGUCUUUGCACACCAAGAUUCCACAUAUCAAUUGACUACACCGGACACUUUGGUUGGAUUUUGGUUUGCGUUGGACGAUGCAUCAAUGGAGAACGGUUGCUUGUGGAUGAUACCUGGUUCGCAUAAAUACGAUUUACACAAAAGGUUGGUCUGUGACAUAGACGGACAAAUCGAUUUCCAGGGAACAUUCCCGGAUUAUGACAACGAGUUGUACGUGCCGGCCGAAGUAAAGAAAUGUAAGAAAUGCACCUAUCUAACUACCUAGGAUAGGGGUGGUGAACCUUUUUUGAAUAUUUUUCACGUGCCCAAACAAAAAGAAAUUAUUUUCUAAGAAUACAACAGUUGAUGGGAAAAAUAAAGUUACUAAUAUAUUAUAAUUAUUAUAUAUUUUAUUAAAUUCACAUUUAUUUUUUUUUUUUUAUAAAUUAUGUACUAUAUAAUAUCAUUAAAUUAGGUGUUAACAAUUAAAUUGUAUAUAUUAAAAAUUAAGAUUAUAUUUCAGUGUGAUUUUUGUUGCUGUUUCUUAGAAGAUAAAGUUUUGAUAUCAGAAGUGUAAUUUAUAAUUUUUAAUGAAACACUAGUAAUACUCAUUUAAUCGGUCAUUUCUUUCUUUCAAUUUAAUUGAAUUCAUUAUGGAGAAUAAACUUUCACUUGCGUAUGUUGACGAAAAGUUGAAAGCAUGGAAUGAGCUACGUUUUUCAGCGUAUAAAAUGUAUCUGGAAGCGAGUUCCAGGCUUUCAAAAUUUCAUUGUCUACAUUUUUCACCCCGUUUCCUUGGGGACAGUUAAUUUCUAUUUGUUGCAUAAGUUGUCUUGCGUCAAUAAAUUUUUGUUUCCAAGUGUUACAAGAUAAUAUAAUAACAAUAAAUAAUAAAUAUCUUAAUUAACAUCCAUAGGAAUAUUAUCAUUAUUAAAAUGUAUACAAUUUGUUUCUUCAAAUUUCUUAUAACUAUUAAACAUAAAAAUAAAUUUUUUUUCUCGUGUGCCAUAGAUUCACCACCCCUGACCUAGGGUAAAGAAUAAAGACACUAGUGAAUACCAGUAUGCAUUUAGUAUAUUUUAUAUAAAUAAUAAUUUAAAUAAUUAUUGAAACAAAAUUAAAACAUCCAAAUUCUCAACAUUUGUUUGUCAUAGAUACACUGGUCAGUUUUGUUUUCUAAUUGGUACAAUAAGAUUUUAUUCUGAAAAAUGUUAAAUUUUAAAUUUAGUAGUUCAUCAUCAGAUAGAGAAGAAAAUAACCUACAUCAUCAGUUAUAAAAUCAAUACUCUUAUUUAACAUGUUGUAUGUAUAUUUCUUCUUGCAGUUAUCACUCCAGUGUAACUUUCUAAUCCAUAUCUAAUUAAUAAUCAAAUAUUUUUCAGCUACACGCUAAGAUUUCUAAAUUAUUUACACAAUAUUAUAUAUGUUGAACAUUAAAUGCAGUCAACGUGUUAGGAUUAAAUAUAAAACUGUAGGUAGUUUUAUUUUUAGAAUUUUAGAAUACUGUAUAUUUUUUAAACUGGCAUACUAUGGUGUCUUAACCCUACUUUACAAUAAAACCCGUGCAAUUAGACGACACUUGUUUAUAUUAAACAAAUUACUUAUUUUUUGUUCACAGCCAGUCUUGUGUUGUUACACGGGAAGGUGAUACAUAAAAGUCACCACAACACGUCACAGUGCCCACGGCAUGCGUACGCGUUUCAUGUGUUUGACAAAGGAGUCAGUCAGUAUUGCAAAUAUAAUUGGUUACAGACCAAAACUGGUUUCAAACCCUUAUAUUUGGAAUGAUAAUUAAUAAUAUCCAUUCUAUAUUAUGUAGGUCCAGUUUAUUGCAUUACAUGCAAUUUACUAUUUUUAUUUCUACAAUAAACAAUCAAAUUAAAAAAUACAAAUAUUAACAUAAAGCAGUUUUGAUUAUUAAACAAAAUGCAAUAACUAAUAACUAAUAAAAAGGGUUAUUCUGUAGUAUGAUAAUCUCUUAAAAUUUAAUACUCAAGUACAAUUGUGUACUAUAAUUUUAACAUUUAAAUUAAAUAAAUAUCAAAAAAGAUAAAAUAACUUAAUAAACUUUAGCUUAAUUAUUAAUGAACACUAUAACAUUUUAAUUGUAGUCCAUAUAUUUUUGAUGGCUGCCAAAUUGUUUUAGAAGAAUAUGACAAUUUUUAAAAAUGAAUUAUUUAAAUUAUUUUACAUUUAGUAUUAAUUUAAACAUUUUAAAAUACUUAUUUAUUUUUAAUCAAACAAUAAUCAAUCAAACUUUCUUUACUCAGUUCUACUAAAUCAUCAAAUGCUCCUAUUGCUUUUGAAAAUUCUUUUAUAACUAUAUGCGAUUUCUUUAUUUAUUUAGGUUUUAAUUUGUUUAUUCUAAGGAAUGUAUUUUUUUUUUACGUUUUAUAAAACAAUUAAUUAGUCAUAAUUUGUAUAUCUAAUUAACAUUAAUUGAAUUAUGCAGGUACCUAAACUACAUACGUACUUCAACAUAAUUUUGGUAAGAUUUGAUCAUUUACUACAAUAGUCUUCAAUCAACUGUUGAUGAUACAAUUGAAUGUAUACAAUUUAUUUUAUCUUCUGAUAUACAAUCAAAUCCAUAAAUAUUGUAAACAUACAAGUUAAAAAAUUAAAAUUUAAUCUGUUAAAAUAACUAUUCAAAUGAUUAUUAAUAUUUAUUAUUUACCAAAAUCAAUCAACUCCUUUAAAAAUGUCUAAUAAAAUAUUGUUAACAUUAGAAGUCAUAUUUUUACUUGAUAAAUAUAUAAAUUUAUCAAAAACGUUGAUAACGACUCGUCAUGGUCUAAUAUGGUAUAUUGAUAUUUCUUUUUCAAAGAUUUUCUUGCUUUCUAAAAAUAUAAUAUUUUAAUUAUGAUUAUGUUUAUUAUGCAAUCUCAGAUUUGUUUAAAAGAAAUUGAUCUAUUUUUGAUUUAUAUUUACAUAUUUGAUUUUAUGUUAUGUAUUAUAUUACACACCUACCUAUUGAAUAUUGCUUGGAUUGGAGACAAAUGAGGUUAAUAAAAUGGUGAGCAAAGAACUACAAAUUUCUAAUACUAUUCAAUAUGUCAAACCAAUAUUAAUUAAUACAAUUAAUUAUGUAAUUUUAUGUCAUAUCUCUUUAAUGUUGUAAUCAAACUAAAUUAUUAUCAACAUUAAUAAAGCAAUUUAAAAAUUAAGUCAAUUUUAUUCAUGCAAUUUUUUUUGUAGUCUUCGAGAAAUACAAUGAGGUCCAUAUUUUAGUAAUUUUUGAAGAAAGGAUUUAAUAUAACUUUAAGGAGAAGAAGGGAGGAAACAUUUUACUCAUAUUAUAUAUCUUCAAUAGGUAUCUGUCUCAAUAUGACAUUGUACAUGUAACUCCUUUGAAUGACAGUACAAUGUAAAGUGGGAAUUUUAAAUUUAGAAAUGAUACUGAGUUAACUACUCUUAUUCUCGCUUUUAUCAUCUGCAUCUACUCCACAGGCCCACAUAUUAUGUCCCAUAAUAAAUUCUAGCCAUAUAUUCUUUGGCUUAUCUCAUUCUAUUUUUCUUAGCAUGCCCAGAUUUAAAUCUACUUUCUCUUGUUUUCCUUAUAAUAAACUAAGAUUUAAUACAUUUUCGGAGUAGGGGUGCUAGAAUAACCCUAAUAUAAAUUAUAUUAAGACUGCUUUAUUAUAUAAAAUACCUAGGUAAUUCAUAGGAGAGUGGUCAAUAAUUUUAGUUUUUUGGAUAAGCUUACCUCCUAACUAUAAUUCUAUACAAUUGGAUUUCAUUUCUCAUUUCUUAUCAUAAAGAUAUUACUUUUGCAGCUUUAAUGUUUAAUCAUCCGUUUAAAUAAACAAAUGUAUUAUUAUUAUACAUUUGUCUCUUAUUCAAUGCCAACUACUGUGGACCAACACAUCAACAGUUUUAUAUAAUUUCCCUCUAUUAUUUAUCUAUGUAAUGACUAGGGCGUGGAUUUUUAUGUAACUGCAUAAUUUUAUUGAAUGCAAAUUUAUUCAUUUUGAUUGAAAAUUAGGCAGUUUCAUAACAUCCUAAAUAAAAUAUGACUUUUUAUUUUACCUAAUAACACAAAUUUUUAAAUUUUGUAUACAUUCAUCUGCAGAUGCCUAUUAAAUGUAACAGAAAUAUUAAUACUAACCUUUGUUAUAUUAAAAACAAUUAAAAAUAUUAUUUUGAAUAAAUAUGAAAACACAUCAGUGGAUAUUGAAUUUUUACCAUCUGCAUACAUCAAGUAAGAAAUAUUCCCCAUAAUUUUUGGUCAAUGUUGAACACUCCUUCAGUUCUUACAAAUCAAUUUUGAGACCAAACGGCCAUACAUUUAAAUUUGAUAAUCUCAAAAUGUACAUUGUUUCCAAGACUUAGGCAUCAUCUACACUGAAAAUCUAAGCUUCCAUAAACAUAUAGAGAGUGUCUCCUGUAGGGUGCUCAAGGUGCUUGGAGUCAUUAAGCGAAUGACCCUCGAAUAUAAACUUUCUAGAUCCCUAAAAACUUUAUAUUGCCUCAUGGUGUGCUCAAUACUGAAAUACGGUUUAGUAAUUAAUAAAUAAAUAAAUAAAUAAAAGAAUAAAGAUACAUAAAUAAAAUAAAAAUUGUUUAACCUAAG
Molecule: messenger RNA, 8475 nt
Organism: Cinara cedri
Lineage: Eukaryota; Metazoa; Arthropoda; Insecta; Hemiptera; Aphididae
Source: the annotation of a GenBank genome assembly